Adineta ricciae is the source of this 1962-nucleotide messenger RNA. The record is from the annotation of a GenBank genome assembly. Lineage: Eukaryota; Metazoa; Rotifera; Eurotatoria; Adinetida; Adinetidae.
AUGAGUAUUGAAGUCGUUCAACGUGUGCAAGUGCCUUCAGGUGCUAUAUCAACUACACAUUAUGUUCAAAAUCGUGCUCCAUUGCAGCCCGUUCCUUUUCAAAAACUGCCGCCAGGUGCGGUAAAAGCCGAUGGUUGGUUGCUUGGUCAAUUGAAACUACAAAUUAAUGGCUUAAAUGGGAAACUGUACGAAAUUUCCGAUUUUUUAGUUUAUGAUAAUUGUGGUUGGAUUGAUCCGACAAAAGUGGCAUGGGAAGAAAUGCCUUAUUGGCUGAGAGGAUUUGCUGAACUUGCUUUUGUCACCGGCGACGCAGAUACUUUGUCGAUCGCCAAUCGUUGGAUGGAUGGAGUUUUACGUACACAACAAUCUGAUGGAUGGUUCGGUCCAAAUUAUAUGCGAACAUCACUUGAUGGCGUUCCUGAUCUAUGGCCAGCAAUGUUAUUCUCAAAUAUUUUCCGUUCAUUGUAUGAGUGUACCAAUGAUGCUCGUGUUAUACCAUUUCUUUUGAACUGGUUUCAAUUUGUUGCUAAAGCUCCUGAUGAUUCAUUCACCCGUGGUUGGGGUGCAACUCGAUGGGCGGAGAACAUCGACAACAUCAUUUGGUUAUACAAUCGAACAAGUAAUACUGAUUGGUUACUUAAUUUGAUGCAUCGAAUUCAUAAGGUUUCCGUUGAUUGGGUUCAUGCAACACCAACAUUACACAAUGUGAACUUCGCUCAAGGAUUUCGUGAGCCCGCGUUUUAUUCACUCGUUGCCAAUCCACCUGAUCCAACAUUAGUUCAAGCUACUUAUCAAAGAUAUGAAGACCUUGUUAAUCAAUACGGACAAUUUCCAAGUGGAGGUGUCGCUGGUGAUGAAAUUUGUCGACCGAAUCAUACAGAUCCUCGACAGGGUCUUGAAACCUGUGGUUUUGCUGAGUUUAUGCACAGUUUUCAUAUGCUUAUGCGAGUAACGGGCGAUGGUUAUUGGAUCGAUCGAUGUGAAUUAAUUGGAUUCAAUUCUUUUCCUGCUACAUUAGAUCCAUUUGUCGCGCGAGGAACACAUUAUAUCACCUGUCCAAACUCGAUUCAACUUGAUGAUGUUAAGAAAACUGUCUUUUAUGAUGACUGGUUUCCUCUACUUGCUUAUAAACCAGGUUUUCAUCAAUAUCGUUGUUGUGCUCACAACUAUGGUAUUGGAUGGCCAUAUUACACUGAAGAAGCAUGGUUAGCAACAUAUGACGGUGGUCUAUGCGCUUCGUUGUACACGGCAUGUCAAGUAACAGCAUUAGUUGGAGAAAACACAGGUACAAAAAUAACGAUUAUUGAACAAACUAAUUAUCCGUACGAAGAAAAUAUUCAAUUUCGUUUACAAUUACCUACAUCAGUUCAAUUUAAACUUUAUUUACGAAUACCGAAUUGGUGUGAUAAAGCACCAACGGUUUCCAUCAACGGACAAGUUGUUUUUGAUCGAAAAACACCUGAUAAUGGUUCAUUCAUUAUUAUUAAUCGCCUUUGGAGUAAUAACGAUGUCGUUUUAUUAACAUUACCUUUAGAUUUAACGAUUAAAACAUGGGUGCAAAAUAAAAAUUCAGUUUCGAUUCAUUAUGGCCCUUUGACGUUUUCAUUGGCAAUCGACGAGCAAUACAAUCGGAUUGGCGGGACGAAUGAAUGGCCAGAAUAUGAAGUUAUAGCGAAGUCUAAUUGGAAUUACGGUUUGCUUCUCUCAAGUAGAGAUCAAUGGAAAUUAAAUCGAACGAAAAAGACAAACUAUACAGAAAAUAUCUUCACUCAAGAAAACAUUCCGAUGAAUAUUCAAGUUCGGGCGCGUCGGAUUCCACAAUGGACAAAAGAUCAAGAGAAUGUUGUUGGAAUUUUACCACAAUCACCAGUUGAAAGUAAAGAAAUCGAUGAGACAGUUACACUAAUACCUAUGGGGGCUGCACGACUUCGUAUUACUGCAUUUCCUUCAAUUGCUCAAUAA